AGUUCUAAUGCGCUGGCCACAUGUCGCCCUGGCCAUCAGACCUUCGCGACCAUCCCAUGGCUCACGAGCCAGCCCUAACACCUGCACCACGCCUCCAAUUCCCUCACCAGACCAGGCCUGCGCUCUGAUUUGCUGGUCCCCAUUCGAAGUGCCCCUCAAUGUGCUCUCGCUGGCGUCACUGUCAAGAAUCUGCCUUGAACUGACUCUACUCUACUACCCCAGAUCGUUUCGGAGCUGCCGACGCUCUGCCACGCGUACACUCCUGCGGCAGUGCUUCCCAUUCACCGAGAAUAGAUCUACGGUCGAUGAUUGCAAGCCACUUUUCGUCAGCACAGCAUUCUUCCCGGUCAUCGCCUCCUCCUUUUACUGAAUCACCUGAGUAUCUGGUGUCCGCCAGAUCCUACGAAGGUUUCGCUCUUUGUCAGGAUUCAAGAGUUCUGUGAGAAGGAAGAGGAGGGCUCAAGGCAGGCUACACUUUUCCGUACAGCAACCUCAUACGAACGGAAAAAUCCAAGCUCAGGUGGAAGCGCGGCGACACCGGGGGAUGGAGCAGUCAGAGCGAGGCUGGCCAAGUCAGCUACGCAUAUGAUUACCCAUCAGAUUUUGGGGACGCCUGGUCCGGAAAACCCUCGAUUUCCGUACUCGGCAAACAAUCCCUGAUUUGGAGACUCACAGUACUGAACUUACGUGUCGGCAUCUGGGCAUGGCACGGGUGACGCAUUAGCCAGCUGGAAUGGUCCAGGGGGAAGCUGUCUGAACCAGCUUCGAGUGGGUCGCGCCGGAGCAAACGCGCUUUCUUGCCAGCUAAGAUGAUCCAGGGGAUGUUCAAGGGGUCUCUGAUGCCCAGUUGUCCCUCUGCGCUACACAGCAUGACGUCUCAUGGCCCGCUUGGGCGGCCCUCAGAUGCUUUGUAGUUCGUAUGAAAGACGCUAGACACUAAUGUCCUGAUACGAAGCAGAUUCUCGAAAUGGUCUUCCUGUUGACCUAUCGGUAUUUCUAGCCCUCCCACCGAUCGAGACAUGGAUUCAAGUCGCGAACACGCAGGAGUGGGGCAUUACCAUGAAAAGGAUGGCACUGAGGUAGUGGAGCAGCAAAGAAGGAGGGCAGAUGUAGCUUAUAGAGUAGGUCCUGAGAGUCCGCAAUUUAAAAGGUGUACAGAUCCCCCCAAUGCGCCUCUUCAUGGUCUGUCCAUUUUGCAAUCUUCAUUCAGUAAUCGGAUUGAUCUCGGAAGUACUCUAUCCUAAACAUGGUUGCCUUUGCUUUUGUUCAUUACGAACCAAAACCAUCGAAUAGUGGCGUUCGGAAACCAUCCUCCAAACGCGGCCAGGAAUUGGCGAUUGACUCGAGCAGCGUACCAGUCGAAGCACUCCCGGCGUUGAAAGGAGCUGCAGGCGAGGAUAAAUGGUGUCAGAAGGUUGUUGGAGAUUGGGUGGCCACAAUCCAAGGUGCACAGACUUGUACGGAAGAUGUACUUGGAACUGAAGCCUUGAUAGCAGAGAGGGAUGGGUUCGGGAACGAGAUCGAUUACAAAUUUCCAUCUUCGUCACAGUUACUGUCUUCAACAAACUACAAGCUUGAAUCGGCAGAAGAGCGACCGGCUGUGGAGGGCACUGUAGGGCAAGGUAAUAAUCAAGAUCUAGAUGCUAUUCUUCUUGGAUCUCGUGUAUCUCGAGCUGCUGAUGCCCACAAUGACACAAUAAUAUCACAUUCCGAUAAAGAGUCGGAAGAGGAUAACAAUCUCGAUCCCGGACAUGCUCGUUGCAUUGGGGAAGGGGGACAACCAGGCUGUGAUACCUGUGAUAUGGAAUACCCACCCAACAUCUCCAUUCGUGCGACCUACGAGGAUGGGGAUGGUGGUAUCGGCAACGAUAAAAGUAUGUCUCACCAGACUAUGAAACGACAGAGGUCCAACUCUCCUCCCUCCACCUCCACCCCAGUUGACUCUAUCACGUCGAUACUUCCUCGUGAUGAAGAUGAGGAAGGCAGCAGGGAACUCGUCAGCAAUUCUAGCAAGUCAAGACCCAUCGGGAUCUGCUCUAAACGGCGGAAGGUUUCCACUCCGCAAGGCCAUUGGAAAGUCUCUCGUGGCAGCCCAUCGCCGUCAUAUCCGCCGGUGUCAGACGAUAACCAGGAUAGUGAAGCGGAUCACGGGACGUUCAGCAUUCCUCUCGACGCCAGACAUACGAGCUCUUCCAGAAGCACCCCCGCUUUAGAAGCCACUUCCCUAGCAGAAGUCGAAGUCUGCCCAAUGCUUACCGAUGUCGACCCGGACUGGGACGUCCGUGAGAUUAUUGGUAAAGAGGACCUUGAUGGCGUUUCGUAUUACUUGGUGGAUUGGCACCCAACAUUACUUCCUGUGCACUCGCUGGGUCAUGCAAAGGAGUUGGUGGAUGAAUUCGAGGCCCGUAUUCGAGCACAACGUGGGUUCACGCGAGGCGGCCUAGGAUCGAUUACUAGACAGAAAGCUGGUGUGAAAGGUACAGGGAAGAAAGCUCGAGGUCGGCCCCGGAAGCGUACGUAGCAGAGAAGGAUCGUUCCGCACAUCUUUGGCAGGUGGGUGUCUCAGUAAAUGCAAUUGAUUUAGUUAAAACCCUUUAAUCAUUUAACAAAUCUCAUAUCUGUUUGCUUCAGAUACAGCCGCGAAGUGCUGUCCCUGGUCGCAGUUGAUAGGUCUGGCAACUUGACGGAGGUCCUUAAGGUAGUAGAUAGAUGUUCUACUCGGUGUGAGAGAGAUAGUGCGUUCUGGGAUAUCACUCUGUUCAAUUAAGAGCCAACCCUUCCUGGGCGACCAGGGACAACACUUAAAUGCUGUACUCCCAUACUUGUACCUGAUUGGAGGACUGGAGACGCGCCCUUUCUCGCAAAUCUCCGCCUUCAAUUGAACCCCAGCAAAAAGUGCAUCGAAAAAUAAAUUCCUGAGCUCGGAUGAGAACUGUUGACAGCAUAUGUUCCUUUUUCGCGCUACCUGUGCAUUCCAACUUCACGUAUCAAAUCCAGCGUUCAGCUUUUCGAGCCUUCUUGCGAGAAGGCUGCGACAGCCAUGUUCCAGCCUUCCAACCACCAUUCCGCCACACUUUAACACCAGAACAGCGUUGUUGAAGC
Cadophora gregata is the source of this 3102-nucleotide messenger RNA. RefSeq lists its product as uncharacterized. The record is from RefSeq and is a predicted model, not a curated record. Bases 1247 to 2521 code for a protein of 424 amino acids. NCBI's taxonomy places the organism in Eukaryota, Fungi, Ascomycota, Leotiomycetes, Helotiales, Ploettnerulaceae. The transcript is spliced from 3 exons.